This is a messenger RNA of Cimex lectularius (bed bug), 1349 nucleotides long. Its product is annotated as submandibular glandular kallikrein-9-like. The coding region runs from base 312 to 1220 and encodes 302 amino acids. The record is from RefSeq and is a predicted model, not a curated record. Gene Ontology annotation, biological process: proteolysis. Gene Ontology annotation, molecular function: serine-type endopeptidase activity. NCBI's taxonomy places the organism in Eukaryota, Metazoa, Arthropoda, Insecta, Hemiptera, Cimicidae. The transcript has a single exon.
AACCGUUUUCGUGUGGCUACGGUCGAUGCAAAAAAAACAUGCGUGUUAGGCAACGUUUGAUUUGUGAAAGGUUACACUUGACUAGUGAAAGACUGAAAUAUACUUGGAAAUGCUAUGUAAGUAGUAAAUUAGCCCAACAGUGAUAUUAAAAAUACGUUUUCAAGUUUUGAACAGCCGCCACUAAUUCACAUAAACAUCCAUAGGCACAAAACCACGACUUAUCGGUAUAUUAGAAAACACGAAAAAAAGACAAAAACAUGUGAUGGGUUUUAUUUGAAAAAUUAGUUUUCCUUAUUCUUCUCAAAUUCUAAAUGUAUCGUAUUCACUUGGUGUUAUAUUAUCUAAUCUGGUUACUUUUGGCGAGCAAAAUAAUUUGGGCGGAUCAUGCGAAAAUAAUAGGGGGCCGAUUGGCCCAGCCGGGCGAAUUUCCUUAUCAGCUUUGCAUGUACGGCGCGUACAGAUGCGGGGGCGCCCUGAUAUCCAUGAAACGAUUCAUUACCGCCGGUCAUUGCUUUAUUUAUAAAGGAGUGCGUUUGGACAUAUCCAAGCAAUACAUGGUAGCCGGAGUGGUGAAUUGUUAUAAAACCGACGACCCGUAUUUUCAACAGAGAGGUAUCGUAGAUUACCAAAUGCACCCCGAAUUCAAGAACAAGAGGGACAAGACUUCCUAUCACGAUUUUGCCGUUGGGACAUUGGACAAACCGUUUAUCGAGUCCGAUCGUGUCAAAGCUGGUUCGCUUCCGACCGGCGAUCCGGAAGAUUUCCGCCAACGCUGGGUAGAUUACGUCAAAAGCGGUAGAACAUGCACUGCCAUGGGUUUCGGAGCACAGAUGGGUGACGAAGGCGUCUAUUCAAUGAAAUCGGGUUACGACAUAAGAGUGAUAGAAGUGCAACCGAAAGACGACAAAUAUUGCCAAAGUACCCUCUUAUACAAAACGGACAAGAAGCUUGACGGCGAAGUUUGUGCACUGGCCGUGGACCCUAAGAAGGACAGCAUGGCUCCUGGUGAUUCCGGCUCGGGUUUCAUCUGCGACGGCUAUCUCUUCGGUGUGAACACUGGUGGAUUAUUCAAGGAAGGCUAUAAUCUCCAGCUUUACACACUCGCUUAUCCUUACAUAAAUCUUUUCUCAUUGAAUUCGUCCGUCGGUCUCAGUGCUCGCAUGGUCCUCGUCAUCUUCGGUAUUUUAACCGUCGCUUCAGUCGAUAUUGUACACCUUUGAACAAUAAACACAUCCCUGUCCGAACUGUUAUUUAAAAUGUAUAACAAAUCCGAAUUAAUUCCGUAAAACACAUCACUCGAGAUUUCUGAACAAAGUCGAAAGUGAGCUACUGGCUAAUUUAUAUUAAUU